CCGUUUUUAAGGUACGUUAAUGGCCGCUUCCGUCCCGACAAGUCAUGUAACUGAGGCCGACGUAUUCUUUUCUCGUCCUAUUUCGUUUAUCAGUGUGUAAAACAUCUCGGACCGGUUUGAUUUCGAGUAUUUUAUGUUUAAGACCGAAGAGCAUAAAUGGAUCUUUCGUGCAGCGACGAAGAGUUGGACUUUAUAAAAAGGCCGCCGCCGAUAUACGUUGGGAACGUGAGCGAAGGGGAUGGAAACGAGAUGGACGUCAAUCGUCCCGCGACACCUCCGAUGGACGACUCGCUCAAGUUGAGCAAAUCCCUGGGUCUCAUAUUCUCGCCGCACAGCCCUCCUUGCCGUAGGAUAAGGUCGAUGAAAUUGAUCGAGUCGCCGGCACAGUUCGGCAAGAACAGGUUACAGCCGGUCUUCACCUCUACACCGACGGCGUCUUCGCCUUGCCUUCAACAUUUCUACAAGAGGAUCGUCAAGACUGCUCCGAGAUCGGCUCGGCCGAGGAAUUUCCUGUCACCGAGAGAAAAGUCAGCUACGUUCACAGACAACUCCGUCUCCCCGAGCUCUCUUAUCAACCCUCUCAGUACGUCGAAAAUCGUCGAAAUCAAAUCAAAGAAGAGGCUCAAAAGUAAAUGUUUUCGGACGUCAACCAAUCAAAGUUUCACAUUUGAAUCAGAUGAAAAUCAAGAUAGUGUUAGUCCCACUCACAGAGAUUCAUCACAUUUGGAUUUCAAGAAACCAAGGUUAACAGACUUUAAUGUUCCUAGAUAUCAGCAGGAGUUUUUGGAAUUGGAGGUCAUUGGUUCGGGUGAUCAUGGCUGUGUCUUUAGAUGUCUUAAUAGAUUGAAUGGUGUUGAGUAUGCUGUGAAACGCAGCAUAUGGCCUAUAAAUAAUGAGAAAGUUGCUCAUAAUGAGAUAUAUGCCCAUGCUGUUCUUGAGCACCCUAAUAUAGUUAGAAAUUAUUCAAGCUGGACUGAAAACGAUUAUCUUUUUAUGCAAAAUGAAUACUGUAACGGGGGUAGCCUCGAAGACUUGAUUACAUCUGGUCCUUUGGAGGAAAGGACGCUCAGGAAGAUCUUAGAGCACAUUGCCCAAGGGCUAAGAUUCAUCCAUUCAAAAAAUCUGGCACACAUGGACAUUAAACCAGGAAAUAUCCUUCUCCACAGAGAUGCCAAAAUGUUUUAUAAGCCUUAUGAAAUUGAUGAAUUCUGUGAUGAUGAAAAUUCAAACGAAGAAACCAUAUACAAGAUCGGUGAUUUAGGGCAUGUAACCAGGCUCGAUGAGGUUGUAGAUUUAGAAGAAGGAGACUGUCGUUACCUCCCAAAAGAGAUCCUUCAAGACGAUUAUUCUCAUUUAGACAAAGUUGAUAUAUUCGCUUUAGGCUUGACACUUUAUCAAGCAGCUGGUGCGGGACCUCUUCCAAAAAAUGGCGACGAAUGGCAUAAUAUCCGUUCAGGAAGAAUAAAACAAUUUCCCAACCUUGGUAACGACUUCAAUGACUUAAUUAAGAGAAUGAUUCACCCAGAUCCAAAUACUAGGCCAACUGCUAGUGAUCUCCUUUCGCAAAAUUUAAGUUCACCUAUAUACAAAACUGUGAAGGAUAAACAUGAGCUGAAAGCGGCAAAACAGAAAAUACAACUUCUGGAACAACAAUUAGCAUGUUUAAGGGGCAGUGCAAAAUAUAUUCAAAGGCAAAUUGAACAUGCAACUAAAGUCGGAGGUAGUCCAGAACAGAGAUGUUUAAUUGAAUUGAAAGUCAAAGCAAAACUAUCCAAGUUCCUGAAACUUAUAUCGCUCGAUAAGUUAAAGAAGAUCCGUGAUGGAUGUUAUGAAAUACAUAGAAGUCCUGAGAUCACAAGCAAAAGCAGAAAAUCCCCAAACUCAUGACUCCAAACAUUUGUAGGGGUAAAGGCCUUGUUCAUUUGUUGGAAAGAAAAACGAUCACGGAGCACAACACUAUUUUAACUACCAUUCUUUAUUUUUGCUCUAUUAUUGCCUUUAUUGUUACUUUUAUGUCUUUGUUAGCCUGUGGAUGUGAUAAUAUUUGAAGUUAGUGUUAAACUAUGAAAAAGUGUUGUGAUGAAUUUAUUUGAAAUGUAAGUGACAUUUUUAUUUUUAUUUUUGAAUUGAUAUUUACAACUUUUAGAAAUAUGUAAGGUAUUCAUGAAUAA
Molecule: messenger RNA, 2171 nt
Organism: Cimex lectularius (bed bug)
Lineage: Eukaryota; Metazoa; Arthropoda; Insecta; Hemiptera; Cimicidae
Product: wee1-like protein kinase
Exons: 11
Coding region: 157-1887 (576 amino acids)
Biological process (GO): protein phosphorylation
Molecular function (GO): protein kinase activity; ATP binding
Source: RefSeq, a predicted model, not a curated record